UGGAGCUGCACGGGGCCGCUCCUGCCCGCUCGCCGGGCAGGCCUCGGUCGCCCGCUCACCCGCAUCCCGGCUCUCCCCUUCCCUCCCCGCCGCGAACCGGCGCGAAGAUGGCAACCGACGGGCUGCACGAGAACCAGACCCUGGCGUCGCUGAAGAGCGAGGCCGAGAGCCUGAAGGGCAAACUGGAGGAGGAGCGGGCCAAGCUGCACGACGUGGAGCUGCACCAGGUGGCCGAGCGGGUGGAAGCUCUGGGGCAGUUUGUCAUGAAGACCAGGAGGACCCUCAAAGGCCAUGGGAACAAGGUUCUCUGCAUGGACUGGUGCAAAGAUAAGAGGAGGAUUGUGAGCUCCUCCCAGGAUGGGAAGGUGAUCGUGUGGGAUUCCUUCACUACUAACAAGGAGCACGCAGUCACCAUGCCCUGCACGUGGGUGAUGGCCUGUGCGUAUGCCCCGUCGGGAUGCGCCAUUGCAUGUGGUGGUCUGGAUAAUAAGUGUUCUGUGUACCCACUGACGUUUGACAAAAAUGAAAACAUGGCUGCCAAAAAGAAGUCCGUCGCUAUGCACACCAACUACCUGUCGGCCUGCAGCUUCACCAACUCAGACAUGCAGAUCCUGACAGCGAGCGGCGACGGGACGUGUGCACUGUGGGACGUGGAGAGCGGGCAGCUGCUGCAGAGUUUCCACGGACACGGGGCUGAUGUGCUCUGCUUGGACCUGGCCCCCUCAGAAACGGGCAACACCUUCGUGUCUGGGGGAUGUGACAAGAAAGCCAUGGUGUGGGACAUGCGCUCCGGCCAGUGCGUGCAGGCCUUUGAAACACACGAAUCUGACAUCAACAGUGUCCGGUACUACCCAAGUGGAGAUGCCUUUGCUUCAGGAUCAGAUGAUGCUACGUGUCGCCUCUACGACCUCCGGGCGGACAGGGAAGUCGCCGUCUACUCCAAAGACAGUAUCAUAUUUGGAGCAUCCAGUGUGGACUUCUCCCUCAGUGGGCGCCUGCUGUUUGCUGGAUACAAUGAUUAUACCAUCAAUGUCUGGGAUGUUCUGAAGGGGUCCCGAGUCUCCAUCCUGUUCGGACAUGAAAACCGCGUUAGUACUCUCCGAGUCUCCCCUGAUGGGACUGCUUUCUGCUCAGGAUCAUGGGAUCAUACCCUAAGAGUCUGGGCCUAAUCGUCUCCUCACAAUGCACACAUAGGCACCUGAGGGUAGAAUUUGAAACCGCCAAAUGGAAAUAGAUCUUCUUCUAGAGGACCUGAGGGUUAUUGCGAUGUAGCUUAAAGGAGCCCAGACGAUAUUACUUUUAAAACGACCACCCCUGGAAAGAUCUGGUGUGGGCCUUCAGCACUAGAACACCUUCAAGUCCAGUGUUUUGCAUUUUGAACACUUUUUAAAAUGUAUCCAUUUUUAAGGUUAUUCUAAUCAUAUGGUCUCCACGCUGUUCUAUUACCACACGGAUUCAGCAUUUAAUAAAUCCCCUAGUACUUCCUUGAACCACAUUUGUUUUCAGAGCACUCUAAAAUCUGAUUCUUCUCAGGGUGCCCUGUGCCUUUUGGAACUUUCCUCUAGAAGUGCUGACCUUAACGGACCGCACGAGGCAGACCGUGUUGAGGGGUCUGUGAUAGAAGAAAAUUCAAAUUCUGAACGUAAUCAGACACAAUCCCUUUUGAAAAUACGUUUUUAUUGUAAAAGUCUCUUUUUCAGUCUCUCAUUGUCUUUUUUCAGGUCAAAUAUUUCCCUCUGUGUGAACUGUCACAAAUAGAGGAGAGAUGCACAUAGAGUGGACGGGAUGUUUGCUUUAGGACUUCUGUGAUGAUGUGACGGCUCCCUUGGACGGGAUAUUUCCUGUCAUUUGAGGGAAAAGCUGAAUGCUGUUUGUGACACAAAGGCUCCUCAGAGCAAAACCUUUCUGUGUGGGAACAGACAGUAAACUUAUUUAAAAACCUGCUCAUAGUAUUAGAUGUAUUAGAAUUAGUAGUAUCCACUCAGGAUACUACAGGUGUCAUAGUAGAUCAUAUCCAUAUGAAGUAUAUUCAUAUUUAUUGCAUUGAAAAUGUAAUUACAUGAAUUAGUUGAUAGGUCCCAGGCGAUAAUGUCUUUGCUUCUCUUCUAUGGAGAAAAAAAUAACACACAAACUACUUGUCUUUACUUGAAAAUCAGCAUUUCCUUCUGGAAGACAUCAAGUGUUUUUGAGAUCCCUUCUUUUCCUCGUCUUUAAGGCAUUGAGGCUUAUUCUUCAUUUUAGAAAACUCCUUGUUCAUUAAGAUAGCAUGCAUUCCUUGGAGAAAUAGCAGGUCAGCUCACACACUGGAAGUCUUACCUGGUUGAGGCCUGCCCUGUGGGUGUUCUGGGCUCCUGUGGUGCCCAUAAACCCUGGAUCAUCCAGUCUCCUCUCUGGGCCCUGCUCCAGCCUGCCCCCACUCCUAGUCGUGGUUCUGGCCCUGUGGGCCCAGCUCCAGGCCCUGCUACUCAGAGAGACUGUUCAGAGCUGCCACAGGUCUGGUCAGCAGACAGGUCUGGACCUGGUUGGCCUGCAAACAUCAGGACGUGUUCCCUGGCCCACCCUCAGAACGACUUGUGCAGGUAUCCUAAUGGGCAAGUCCCUCAAAAAAAACAAAAAAAACAGGCUAGCUUUUCCAUCAGUUCUUUUAAGUAAAUAUGGUGAUUAGAUCCAGUCCAAGCAAACGUUUUACUGAGGGUUUUACUACACAGCACGCCCUGGGAUAGAGAGAGAAAUGUACAAGGCCCCUGCUUAACUCCAGAGAGCCCAGAGGGAAGGAGGAAGUUGGUCCAAAUGGCCCAUUUUUCAGCCACUCCUCUCCUCUUCCCCAGUGGAUUCCAGGCUGGGCAGGGGCUCGAGGAAAUGGGUAAAGGAUCUCUCCAACUCCAGGCAGCUGCUGAAGGAAUCAGGUCCCAGGGUGCCUCUCACGGGAUUCCCCAGCUCCACUCCCAAGAGGUCCCAGAGUUUGCUCCCGGUCUUCCUCUCCCCUACAGACCCUUUAGUGUCUCUGCACUCUGAUCUGGACCUUCCAGUAGUGAAGGAGGACAGGACAGAAGAAGUCACCAAGACUAAAGGGAAGCAAAUUCAAGGUUAGAUGUUUGGAGAGGCAGAAAGCAUCUUCAGUGUAUGUGCAAAAACGGUCCAUAACUUUCCAAUCAAAAAAGCUACGGG
This is a messenger RNA of Enhydra lutris kenyoni (northern sea otter), 3168 nucleotides long. RefSeq names its product G protein subunit beta 5 (gene GNB5). NCBI's taxonomy places the organism in Eukaryota, Metazoa, Chordata, Mammalia, Carnivora, Mustelidae. Gene Ontology annotation, biological process: G protein-coupled dopamine receptor signaling pathway; G protein-coupled receptor signaling pathway. Gene Ontology annotation, cellular component: cytoplasm; heterotrimeric G-protein complex. The record is from RefSeq and is a predicted model, not a curated record. The transcript has 11 exons. The coding region runs from base 108 to 1169 and encodes 353 amino acids. Gene Ontology annotation, molecular function: signaling receptor complex adaptor activity; protein binding.